Molecule: messenger RNA, 1829 nt
Organism: Zingiber officinale
Lineage: Eukaryota; Viridiplantae; Streptophyta; Magnoliopsida; Zingiberales; Zingiberaceae
Product: protein IQ-domain 26-like
Exons: 4
Coding region: 247-1545 (432 amino acids)
Molecular function (GO): protein binding
Source: RefSeq, a predicted model, not a curated record
GUCUUUUAAAUCUCCGCACCUCUUGCCCACUUUCACAACGGCAUUCGAUUCCGAUCCCACGCGAUCGUGCGGAGGAGUGCGGGCGGAAGAGGGCGACAGAUCUCUCCGCCACAGGAAAAAGAAAUCACGGCACUUCGCUGGAGUGGAGAGGGAGCAAAGCCUACGGCGUCGAGAUAUCAACAGGGCACCUGCAGCCUGUAGGCGCCCUUUUCCCGCCGGAAGACGGAAGAUUUCGACUGCCGGCAAAUGGGGCGGGCGACGCGGUGGCUAAAAGGCCUUUGGAGCGGGAAGAAGGAGACGAAAGAGCCAGGCGACUGCUCCGGGGUCCAUAUCAGCGUCGAGGACAGAAGGGAGAAGAAAAGGUGGAGCUUCGCGAAGCCGGGCAGAGCCACAUCGGAGGUGGUGCUCGGCCAGAACGGUGCGACAGCUGCAGCGGUGGAGGCGGCGUUGUUCCGGUCGUUCUACGCCGAUAGUGAGAAGGAGCAGAGCAAGCACGCCAUUGCGGUUGCGGCGGCCACCGCCGCAGCUGCCGAUGCGGCGGUGGCGGCAGCCCAGGCAGCGGUUGCCGUCGUUCGACUCACAAGCCAGGGAAGGGGCGGCGGCCUUUUCGUCAACGCCUGUGAACGCUCGGCAGUGAAGAUCCAGAGAGCAUUCAGGGGCUACUUGGCGAGGAAAGCACUCAGAGCUCUGAGAGCAUUGGUUAAGCUGCAGGCCUUAGUGAGAGGCUAUCUCGUACGCAAGCAAGCCGCUGCAACUCUUCACAGUAUGCAGGCUCUCAUCAGAGCUCAGGCCGCCGUCCGAGCUCAGCGAACUCGCAAUCUUGUCCGUAACGAUCGGAGGUUACCGCCAGAGUUCCGUCCUCGACGAUCUGUAGAAAAGUUUGAUGAGAUACGGAGCGAGAACAUGACGACAUUCCACCGGCGGCGGCUCUCCGCGGGUCUCGAUAACGCUGCUAAUGGCUUCGACUGGAGCCCAAAGGUGGUGGAGAUCGACACCUUCCGCCCCAAGUCGCGAUCUUCUCGACGGAGCACCAACCCGUCCGUUCCCGACCCCGCCGACGACUGGCACUCGAGUUCCAUAUCCUCCCCGCUGCUCUCCUGCCACAUCCCGGCUCGCAUUCCCGUCUCAGACUGCUGCAACUUCCAGGACUUCGACUGCAAAUGCCGGCCCGCGACGGCUCAGAGCACGCCCCGCUGCUACAUGAGCAACAAUGCGCCCCCAACUCCGGCGAAAAGCGCGUGCGGCGCGCUACGGCGGCCCACCAACGUCCCCUGCUCCCCUAACUACAUGGCCAGCACGCAGUCGUUCGAGGCCAAGUCGAGGUCGCAGAGCGCGCCCAAGCAGCGGCCGGAGGCAGCCGCGACAAGGCGGCGGCUCCCGUUGACCGAGGCGAUGCUGGAAUCGAGGGCCAGCCUGAGCGGCGUCGGAAUGCAGAGGUCGUGCGCUCGCGCUCAAGAGGCCUUCAACUUCAAGAGCGCCGUCGUCGGCCGGCUCGACAGGUGCUCCGAGCCACAGAGGGAAUUCUUCUACCUGCGAAGAAAAUGAUGCAAGACAACACCAUUUAGAAAUCACGAAAAAUAAAGAAAGAGCCGCUAUCCCUUUGAUCAAAUCAUUGUAAAUUCUUAUCAUCCGAUUCAGAAUUCCCUGUUCUCAAUUGCAGAUGUUUUAAGAUUCCAUCCAAAAAAAAACAAGUUUGAGUGCCAUCCCAGUCAAUGCCAUGAUUUGGUUUCAAAAUCUCUGUUGCUCGCAUGAUGUAAUCUCUUUUGGACAAGAUCUUCGACUGUUGCACCAAAAGCCACGCACACUGCUGUUGCAUUGAAGUUGUCUUC